GCAGUCAGUAAGUGUUGCUAUAUUAAAUUUAUUAACUGUGGUUUGUACUUCAACAAGUCUUUGCGUCAUUGUGACGCCAUGAUCGGAAAGCUCGUCUUCCUGGCCGCCCUGGUGCUAACCCAGGGAAAACCCCAGGUGCAGGACAAAUACGAGAGAAAUGAAAAAUGUGAGCGUAAUGAACUUUGCCCUGAGGACCAGAAACAUUACCUUCUACCCCAUGAAUACGACUGCACAAAGUUCUACUACUGUGAAUAUGGAAUGAAAUGGGAGCUACCUCGAGAUUGUGCACCUGGAACUCAGUUCUCGUUUAAAUUGCAGGUCUGUAUUCAUCCGACUCUGGCUAAUUGUACACUUCCUGGAAGUCCAACGGAGCCAACUACAACGACCACUACAGCCACAACUACUACCACUCCAGCACCAACAACUACUACUACUACUACCACUCCAGCACCAACAACUACUACUACUACUACCACUCCAGCACCAACAACUACUACUACUACUACCACUCCAGCACCAACAACUACUACUACAACUACCACUCCAGCACCAACAACAAUCACAACUACUACCACUCCAGCACCAACAACUACUACAACUACUACCACUCCAGCAUCAACAACAACCACAACUACUCCAGUACCAAAUAUAACUUCUACAACUCAAAAACCAACAACAACAACAUCGACAACGACUACAUCAACCGAAUCUGACGAAGAUUUGUUAGAAAACGGCUGUCCGGCUGAUUUUGACGUUCAUAAGUUGCUCCCUCAUGAAACCAAGUGUAAUAAAUUUUACUAUUGUGUCCACGGACAAAAAGUUGAAAGACAAUGCGCACCAGGCACUUAUUUCAAUGCUGAAUUACAAGUGUGUGACUGGCCGGAGAACGUUGACUGCAGUAAAUUUGACGAUGAAAAAGAUGAAGGAGAUUGUGAGGAUAACAAUACUGGUGAUGGAGGAAUUCUUCCAAACGGAUGCCCUGCCGAUUUUGACAUUCAUAAACUACUGCCACAUGAAAGUGAUUGCAGCAAAUUCUACUACUGCGUAUUUGGAGAGAAAGUGGAGAGGUCGUGCGGUCCUGGUACAGUCUUUAAUCCAGAAUUACAGGUAUGCGAUUGGCCGAGAAACGUUAACUGUACAACCAACGGCAAUCCUCCAGAUAUUGACUCAGGAGAAGGUAGUGGUGAUCCUGAUAUGGACACAGAAGACCCAUUGGUUACUGACUGUCCCAGCGACUUUGAUCAACACAAGCUUCUACCACAUGAAACUGAGUGCAACAAAUUCUAUCAAUGCGUUUUUGGGGAAAAAGUGGAAAGAGAAUGUGCGCCAGGAACAUACUUCAACCCAAAACUUGAGGUAUGUGAUUGGCCACGAAACGUAGAGUGCGCUGGUUCUGGUGGAGGUGAUGGUGGAAGUGGAGGGGCUGGCGGGGAGGACUUACCCAACGGUUGUCCGGCAGAUUUCGACAUCCACAAGCUAUUGCCGCAUGAGACAAAUUGCUCCAAGUUUUAUUAUUGCGUUUUUGGUGAAAAGGUUGAACGCGAGUGCCCCUUGAAUACCCACUUCAAUCCAACGUUGCAGGUAUGCGACUGGCCCGAAAAUGCUGGAUGUGCCAACAACGGUGGUGAUAAUGGAAGUAGUGGUGGAGGGGAUGGAGGGAGCAAAAAUAAAUGUGAAGCUGGCUGCAAUGUCCUCCCCUGGCCCCAUGAAAAGGACUGUGACAAAUUCUGGCGUUGUGACGGAUCGACAGCUGUUUUAGUCGUUUGCUCCGAAGGACUACAUUUCAACCCUAAAACCCUCACUUGUGACUUCAUCUGUAACGUCUCUUGUAGCAGACGAGGUAUUGAAUCGACGGCCUUAGCUGAUGGCCUGAAAGUAUUCCUACCUUGGGACAAAAUGGACCCCAGAUUAGCUCGGAUGUAUUUGAAUAACAAUAUGAAUUUGUAGGUUAAAACAAAAACAAAAUGUGAAUUUAUAAUAAAAAAUAAUCUGUGCAAUUU
Parnassius mnemosyne (clouded apollo) is the source of this 2000-nucleotide messenger RNA. NCBI's taxonomy places the organism in Eukaryota, Metazoa, Arthropoda, Insecta, Lepidoptera, Papilionidae. The record is from the annotation of a GenBank genome assembly.